UCCGAGAUUCUUUCCCCAAAUCUUAUCCUCCCCGUCCCCAUGCUGCUCUGCCACUCUCUUUUCCCCCAUUCCCCUCUCUGAGACAAAGACAGCAACCAUAAAAAUCCCACCUUUUCUUACCUCUGAGACAUGGGUUUUGGACCUCCUCGGCGAUGUCUCUCCUCACCCUAGACCAAUUCCUCUCCCGAUCCUUGCACAGCCGAGCAAACGUCAUCGGCGAAGACGCUGCGGUCGCGACGGCAAGGAGAAUGUACUCAGCCGAGAAGCCCUGCGGCGUUGAUUUCUACAACGGCGGACUGCCGCCGCCGCCGCCGCCGCCGCCGCAACAGCAGCCGCAGAUGAUUCUGGCGGAGAGCAGCGGCGAGGACCAUGAGGUCAGGGCGCCCAAGAAGCGCGCGGAGACGUGGAUCCAAGAGGAAACGAAGAGCCUCAUCGCGCUCCGGCGGGAGAUAGAUGGGCUCUUCAACACCUCCAAGUCGAACAGGCAUCUGUGGGAGCAGAUCUCGACGAAGAUGCGGGAGAAAGGGUUCGACCGGUCGCCCACCAUGUGCACCGAUAAGUGGAGGAACUUGCUGAAGGAGUUCAAGAAGGCGAAGCACCAGAUCAAAGGGAGUGGGUCGGUGAAGAUGUCGUACUACAAGGAACUCGAUGAGUUACUCAAGGAGAGGAGCAAGAAGGCCGGAUUCAAGAGCUCUGCGGCGUCCAAGGUUGAUGCCUACCUGCACUUUCCUGAUAAAGGUCUUGAAGAUGCAAAUAUUCCAUUGGGGCCCGUGGAAGUGUAUAACAAUAGCUAUAUCCAUGAUUCUCUAGCAAACGGUAGAUCACCACUCAACAUGGACAGACCUCUGGAGCAUGAUAGACAUCCACUUGCCAUAACAGCCGCUGAAGCGGUUGCAGCUAGUGGUGUAAAUCCUUGGAGUUGGCGAGAUCCUUCUGUGAAUGAUAAUAAUGCCUCCUAUGAUGGAAGGGUUAUUUUGGUCAAAUGGGGUGAUUACUCAAGAAGGAUUGGUAUCGAUGGCACUGCCGAGGCAAUUAAGGAGGCCAUCAAGUCUGCAUUUGGUUUAAGAACCAAAAGGGCAUUUUGGCUAGAGGAUGACGAAAAUGUGAUUCGCAGCCUUGAUAGAGAUAUGCCUCUAGGUUCCUACACUCUCCAUCUUGAUGAAGUCUUCCAUAAAGCACAAAUACUUCAAAUUUCUUGCCUCAUCCUUGAUGCAUGUCCUAUACUUCCUCAAGGGAUAAGUAUCAAAGUUUGCAUCUAUGAAGACACUGACCGCAUUGCAGUUCAUACUGAAGAAAAGACACUCUACACCGAAGAUGACUUCCGUGAUUUCCUCUCCCACCGUGGUUGGGCUGGCCUAAGGGAGUUGAGCAGCUUUAAAAAUGUCGUUACACUGGAUGAUCUUCGUCCAGGUGCUAUGUACCAGGGCAUGAAAUUGCUCAGUGAUUAGCAAUCAAUCAAUAUAUGAAUAUCUGGUAACAGAAACCCAGCUACGGGAGCCUUUUUUUUUUUUUUUCUACGGUUUUAUGAUAUAUCAAACAUAGUCCAACUGAGAAUUGUUAGCAAGUAUUAGGAACAUCAUGGUGUGGUAGCAGUGCAAGCCUAACUGGAUAAUUUCUUCUAUAGCCAGCAGUUUAAUGCACCCCUAAGUUGUGGUGGCAUUGCCCUAUGACGCCUGUAGAUAACCCACACGAAUGAAAGUUUCAGAGAAUUAGGCUACUGUAGUGUUUAUGUGAAAGGUCAAAAAUGUUGUCUCUUUAUGGAGGAAGUUCAUAUAUAUCCAAUAUGUUUGUAUA
Molecule: messenger RNA, 1794 nt
Organism: Musa acuminata AAA Group (dessert banana)
Lineage: Eukaryota; Viridiplantae; Streptophyta; Magnoliopsida; Zingiberales; Musaceae
Product: trihelix transcription factor GT-4
Exons: 6
Coding region: 153-1448 (431 amino acids)
Source: RefSeq, a predicted model, not a curated record